AUGGGGCCUAUUUACGUCGGUCCACCGAGCGAAUCACGCUGGAAAUCUAAUGCGGAAAGGUUCAACGCAUCCUGGCAAUUUCCAAACUGCAUUGGUGCGGCCGACGGUAAGCACGUGGUUAUCAAGAAACCAAAGAAUGGCGGCAGUCAGUAUAUCAACUACAAAGGGACACAUUCAAUCGUACUUAUGGCUGUGGCGGGUCCCGAUUAUGAAUUUUCAUACGUGGAUAUAGGCGGCUAUGGUCGGCAAAGUGAUGGUGGAACAUGGGGCAAGUGCGCUUUGGGAAAAGCGGUGGAAGAUGGGACGCUAGUAAUGCCCAAGCCCGAGCGCCCAUUAUUAUGCGAGCACCUGUUGCCGCACGUAUUUGUCGCAGACGCUGCGUUCCCGAUAUCGGUCCACCUGAUGCGUCCCUACCCCGAUAGAAAACUAUCAAGAGCCGCACGAAUUUUUAAUUACAGACUGUCCCGGGCGCGGCGCGUCGUAGAAAACGCGUUUGGCAUUCUCGCUUCGAAAUGGCGUAUUUUUCAAAGGCCAAUGGAUUUCCAGCCAGCACAAGUCGUUCUAACCGUCAAGCAAGUCGGCCUAUGUGAUGCCUACUCUUAUUGA
Molecule: messenger RNA, 606 nt
Organism: Paramacrobiotus metropolitanus
Lineage: Eukaryota; Metazoa; Tardigrada; Eutardigrada; Parachela; Macrobiotidae
Exons: 3
Coding region: 1-606 (201 amino acids)
Source: RefSeq, a predicted model, not a curated record